Messenger RNA from Python bivittatus (Burmese python), 1186 nucleotides. It is a transcript of the gene MGME1, whose product is annotated as mitochondrial genome maintenance exonuclease 1. NCBI's taxonomy places the organism in Eukaryota, Metazoa, Chordata, Lepidosauria, Squamata, Pythonidae. Gene Ontology annotation, molecular function: single-stranded DNA exodeoxyribonuclease activity. The record is from RefSeq and is a predicted model, not a curated record. Gene Ontology annotation, cellular component: mitochondrion. Gene Ontology annotation, biological process: mitochondrial DNA replication.
GAAAGAGCGAUCGUUUGUUACAGGCCGCUAUGGCCUGCACCUAAAUUGAAAACAUGUUCUUUGAGUUCAGCUCAACUUCUGGAAUUGGAAGAAAAGUUUCCUGAAAACAAAGAAUAGGGAUCGCACCAUUUGUAAAGUUGGAGUAUGGGGUCAUUCCAUCUGUUGUUUAGAAAAAGUAGAAGAUUGCCAGUAUUAACAACAUUGUUGAGUGAGAAAAAACUUUCACAUAGAUCCCUCACUAUUUCUUCCCCUUUUUAUAAGAAGAAAAGGACAGAGUAUGAAAACAUUGACCCCCAAAAAUAUGGAAAUUUGAUCCAUUACCUCACUUCAGGCAAGGACAGAUCUGACAGAUCCAAGCCAUUUGAAGAAGACAAUGCAGGGUGUCAAUAUAAGCUUCCAGCUAAUGAGACAGAAACAAAACUUCCCGAGAACUGGAUUCCUCUAAUGAAUCCCAGGAAGAGCUCUUUGCAUCAGAAAGUUGACCAGGGGCUGCCCUUACAAAUCCAUUUGCAAAAGAACGCCUGGGCCAGCGUGACCUCUGUUCUGCAGCAGACAAUGCCUGUAGAACAGGCGUUUUACCUGGAGAAGUGGAAACAGCAAAUGAUUCUGAAACUUGGGAAAGAAGGUUUUGAAGAAUACAUGAAAAAUACUUUUCAAACAGGUAAGAGCUUUCAUGCAGCCAUGGAAGCCUUACUGUUAACUAAAGAAAAUUUUGUAAAGGCACAGAAAGAAGAUACCAGCAUCUCAAGCUACAUAAUUAGUGUAAAGCAUGUACUGCAAGACAUCACUGGAGUGAGAGCUCUUGAAAGUGCGGUCCAGCAUGAGGCCCUUCAUUAUCAAGGCCUAGUGGAUUGCAUAGCAGAAUAUCGAGGAAGAUUAUGCAUAAUUGACUGGAAGACUUCAGGGAAAUCGAAGCCCUUUCUUCAGAAUACAUAUGAUAAUCCACUACAAAUUGCAGCAUACAUAGGAGCAAUUAACCACGAUAGCAACUAUGACUUUCAGGUUAAUUGUGGACUCCUUGUGGUUGCCUACAAAGAUGGUUCUCCUGCACAUUCACAUUUUAUGGACUCCGAGCUAUGCUCCCAGUACUGGAACAAGUGGCUGCAUCGCUUGGAAGAGUUUGAAGAGAAAGGGAAGAACAGCACUGUGUAAAGCAUGUGUUUGUAGUAAACUGUAUUUAAUUCCA